Messenger RNA from Protopolystoma xenopodis, 1164 nucleotides. The record is from the annotation of a GenBank genome assembly. Lineage: Eukaryota; Metazoa; Platyhelminthes; Monogenea; Polystomatidea; Polystomatidae.
AUGGAAACUGUCGAUUGGCUUUACUGGAAGAUUCAUGCUGACGCUGUUUUCAAGGCAAUCUCCUUCGAUUCCGGUGAACACGUGCUGACCUUUCGUCUGUCAUAUGACGGACAUCAUCAGAGCGAGGCCCAGUUGCGUGGCCUCGAGGGCGAGAUUGCCGAUGUCGUGGAGCCCGAUCGGCUCCAUCCGUCCGUCGAGAAACUGGCCACCGUCGCGCCGCAGCAUCAUGCCCAAAUCGACUGGCUCUACGACCGACUUCACGACGACCUCAAUCGCGUCCGUGAGGCUGUCGACGAAGCGGAAAUGUUGGCGGCCAAUUUGCGCGCCGGAGGAGCACAGGGUCGAGGUGAUCUCACCGACUUGUUGCCAUCGCGACAGUCGCCGCAGAUCACACCGAUCAAACGAGCCCAGCAACCGUCCAUUCUGGUACUGGCCUCGUCGGAGUCUCCACCACAACAACAACCACAACCACCAUCACCAACACCACUACCACCGCCACCACCGCCGCCGCCACCACCGCCACCGCAACAGGCUCCGCCGUCUUCGCCGAAACGAGCCUUCGGGGGCAGUUUGACUGCGCUACGAGGCGAACCGAACGUCGUACAGGCCGCCGAGUUUCCGGGGAAACCGCCCAGUCAAGAGGGCUUGGCGCCGCAGAAGGCCAGUCCGAAGUCGGCACCGCUGGCGCCUCUUCCAGACGUCAGCAGUUCCAGUCAAGAGAUCGUCUCCUUUUCACAGACGACCGGACGCAUCGUGCGUCAUCUCAGCGACGUGACCUGUUUCGCCGGCGAUCCCGUCAGUCUGCAGACACGAUUUGACCAGUUGCCAGGACAACCAGACGGACUGACGUCGACGCCCGACGAGCUGCCGAUGGUCGCGUGGCUGUUCCGACCGCUGGCCAACAUGUCGACACGACAACGCGUCCAGUUGGCGCCUGGAGAGGGCGAGAUGACGGUGGACGCGCAGACGGCCAAAAUGAGCAUACAGGCCGUGAGGCCAGACCAAGCCGGCAUAUACGUGGUACGCCUGACCGACCGGAACUCGGGACAAGUCAUGGAGAGUUCGGGUGAGGAGCCGAGCAAAAGGGAUAGUUUUCCUUUUCUUAUGGCUCGAAAUGCUAUUUCGCUCUGGGAGAUCCUUCUAAAUUCAUCUAUUCUUGCCUAA